AUGAGGAGCCUCAUCCUCGCACUCGCACUCGCCAGGCUCACCGCCCCCCAGGCCAUCCGCACCGGCAAGACCCCAAACACCUUCGAGGUCGUCGGCCACUCGGGCGCAUCCGCACAGAUGAUGUUCCUCGGCACCCCCACAAAGACCUACGUCGUCGACAAGGUCGAGAACAACGAACUGAAACUGAACGGCCUGCCCGUCUGGGGAACAUCCUACGACACCGAAUCAAACACCGCCACACCCAUGCCGAUCAACAGUAAUACCUUCUGUGCAGGCGGCAAUGUGCUCGGAAACGGCACUUGGCUCAACGUCGGUGGGAACCUGGCUGUCUCAUAUGGAGGCUUGAACGUAGCCAACAACAUCGACCCCUACAAAAACAAGGAUGGGGGUAAAUCCAUGCGGCUCCUCAACCCUUGCAACGACAACUCUUGCCAGUGGGGCGAAUCCACACCGAUGACAACACGGAGAUGGUAUCCGACCCUAGAAACGCUCGAAGACGGCUCAAUCAUCAUCAUUGGAGGGGACGACUGGGGAGGCUAUGUGAACGACAAGGGCCAAAACAACCCCACCUACGAGUUCUUCCCCUCCAAGGGCAACGUCACCGGCCUCAACCUUCUAGCCAUCUCUCUGCCUGCCAAUCUGUACCCAUUGACUUGGCUGCUACCUUCCGGCAAUCUUUUCAUCAACUCGAACUGGAAUAACGCAAUCUUGGACUACAAAACAAACACGGAAUUCCAAAUCCCCAACGUCCCCCACGCCGUUCGGACCUACCCCGGCUCGGCUGCAAACGCCAUGUUGCCCUUGACCCCGGCCAACAACUGGACAGCCUCGAUUAUUUUCUGUGGUGGAACGAAUCUGCAACCCGAUCAGUGGAAGUUAGACUGGAACAUUGCCGCGUACCCAGCCGAUGCGACAUGCGUCCGGAUCACGCCUGAUGUGGAUACUAAUUGGCGCGACGACGACUCCCUGCCGGAGGGCCGGUCGAUGGGCAACUUCAUCUUCCUCCCCGACGGACGGCUGUUCUUGCUGAACGGGAUCUCCAAGGGCACGGCCGGGUACGGCAACACCAGUUGGGCCCUUGGCCAAAGCUUCGGAGACGGCCCCAUAUACCAGCCCGCUUAUUUCGACCCCAACGCGCCCCAGGGGUCCAGAUGGUCCAGGCCGUCCGACUUGAAGCCGAGUACAGUGGCCCGGAUGUACCACAGUGUGGCUCUUUUGUUGCCUGAUGGAUCGAUCCAGUCCUCCGGAUCCAACCCCAAUGCCGAUUAUGUUCCUCCUGGAACCCCGGGAUACCCCUACUUCACCGAAUACAAAGUGGAGCGAUUCUACCCCGAUUACUACAACAAACCCCGCCCCAAGCCCACCGGUCUUCCAAAUACGAUCAGCUAUGGCGGUAACUUUUUCGACUUGAAAUUGUCCAAGGAGGAUAUCAGUGCCAGCGACGCUCUCGAGCAAACCAAAGUGGUCAUUAUUCGCCCCGGGUUCUCGACGCAUGCCAUCAACAUGGGACAGCGCUACGUCCAGUUGAGCUCGACAUACGAGACGAACCCGGACGGCUCAGCAACCCUGCACGUGUCGCAGCUGCCGCCGAACCCAGCGGUGCUUGCGCCGGGGCCGGCGUUCAUCUAUGUGGUCGUGAAGGGCGUGCCGUCGAUCGGCGCGAUGGUGAUGGUUGGCAACGGCCAGCUCGGGCCGCAGCCGACGGCGCCGCUGCCCUCUCUGCCCGGGAAGGUGCCCGCGAUCGUCCAGAAGACGGAGACGGCGGCCGAGAUGGGGUCUGUUGCCGGCGGCAAGAUCGCGGCCAAGAAGGCCGCGUCCUGUCGCCAGGCGUCGGCCGAGCUCUCCGGCCUCCUCUCCGUCGCUGCCCUGGCUGCCGUCGCCAACUGGCUCCUCUAA
Messenger RNA from Puccinia triticina, 1896 nucleotides. RefSeq lists its product as uncharacterized. The record is from RefSeq and is a predicted model, not a curated record. The coding region runs from base 1 to 1896 and encodes 631 amino acids. NCBI's taxonomy places the organism in Eukaryota, Fungi, Basidiomycota, Pucciniomycetes, Pucciniales, Pucciniaceae. The transcript has 20 exons.